AUGCCCUUCAAGAAGCACAUCAGGCCCGGCAAGAUUGAAGCCAGUCCUGAUGGCGAUGCUUUGGUGGUCCAUUUCACAUCCGAGAUCACCCACUUGGAUGAGGAUGGCAUGCCCAUCAAUGUGGAGAAGAUGCCAGACAAGCGCGAGGUGCCAAUUGGCGAAGCCAUGCGAGGUCUCCGUGAAGAGGAUCUACCUGCACUGGCACAGGAGAUUGUCGAGAAGUGUCGCUACAUCCCUGAGAGCAAGACUUCGCAAGUGGCGAAGGCUGUUGCACAGUUCCCGUUUGAUGUCGUCAUGUGGCAUGUGCCAUCCAGGAGAGUGAAGGACAAAUGUGACACGAGGUGCGUCAGACAGCUGGAGGAGCGUGCGCCGGCCUCGUUUAUCGUGACUCCCAUCCGUGCAUGCACUCGCGUGUCCACACUCUGCUUGGGCUUGACGGAGAAGGAAAGCACUCAAGCCACUGCAGAAGCGACUACCUCCCGAUCGAUGCUUCCUCCAGGCGGCAAAUCCACAAUCUGCCUGGGUAUGGACAACAUUCAAGAAGUCCCGAAGCGCGAGACCCUGGCACCACCAGGUGGCAAAUCCACCAUCUGCUUGGGAAUGGACACAGCCGCCGCUCCGGUGUCAUCCAACGCUUUUGCAUGUGGUGCACACCAGAACUCCGGAAACGUCCUGACCGAGCGGCCCACAACAAUGCUUUCAGCUCCACCGGGGGGCAAGUCCACUCUGUGUUUGGGAAUGUACACCGCCACCGAGCACUGCGAGCCAAAGGCACAUGAAGAAACGGAGACCCUCGGCUCUCGGCCAGCUGCAGGGAAGAGCACUUUCUUGCGAUCCUGCUCCUCCACCGGGGCCGAGACCCGCCCAGUCGGUGGAAAGGAUCACAUCGUCCUGGGCGCUGAGAUCUUGGAGCUUCAAGAUUCCGCAAAUCGGGUUACCGCUGGUGGAAACAGCAGCAUCUGCUUCGGGACAGACACCAGUGAGUGGCAGGUCUCCUCCAAAGCCCUGGGACAGCCGCUGGAAGCGGCGGCUCCGGAUUGCGACGUGUCCGAGGAGAAGGACGCACUAGCGGCAGUCAGCCCAGCGCGCGAGAUGGAUCCUCCGGAGGCAGUGGUGAGCGAAGAUCAGCCUGAGGGGGAGGCACUCGCACCAGCUUCUUCGCGGGUCCCACCGGGAGGGUUGGCCUCUGUGGUGCUGGGAACUGCCAGCGAGUGGAAGAUCCGAGAGGAUCCCACCGACACAAAGCUCGAGGUCAAGCAGCUCAAGCAGGAUCUGCCCACGCCCGCACGCAGCAUCCGUGCCCCACCCGGUGGCGCCGCCACCGUGCUCUUGGGCUGA
This is a messenger RNA of Symbiodinium sp. CCMP2592, 1338 nucleotides long. The record is from the annotation of a GenBank genome assembly. Lineage: Eukaryota; Dinophyceae; Suessiales; Symbiodiniaceae.